UCUGCCUGAGCAGCCUGGGAGGAGGAGGGGGCAGCGCAGGCUGGGCAGGCUGGCGCUUUGGGCAUGCGGACCCCACAGGGCCCCUGGGCUGUCCUGUGGGCCGUGCUGCAGCUGGGCUGGCGACCAGGAUGGCUCCUAGAUGCCCCCGACAGGCCCCUCAGCUUCUCCCCCGCCCGGCUAACGGUGCCCGAGGGGGCCAAUGCCACCUUCACCUGCAGCUUCUCCAACACGUCGGAGAUCUUCGUGCUGAACUGGUACCGCAUGAGCCCCAGCAACCAGACCGACAAGCUGGCCGCCUUCCCCAGGGACCGCAGUCAGCCCGGCCAGGACCCCCGCUUCCACGUCACGCAGCUGCCGGACGGGCGCGGCUUCCACAUGAGCGUCGUGGCCGCCCGGCGCAAUGACAGCGGCACCUACCUCUGUGGCGCCAUCUUCCUGAAGCCCAAGACGCAGAUCAAAGAGAGCCCCCGCGCAGAGCUCACAGUGACAGAGAGAGUGGAGGAAUCUUCCACACCGCACCCCAGCCCCCUGCCCACGCCAGGGGGCCAGUUCCAAAGCUUGGUGGUCAGCAUCACCAGCGUCCUGGUGUGUGUCCUGGUGCUGCUGCUACUGGCCUGGGUCCUGACUGCCGUCUGCCCCAGGGCCACUCGAGGUGAGCCCAGUGCAAGACGGGAAGGAGCCCUGAAAAAGGAGGACCCCUCAGCCAUGCCUGCGUUCACCGUGGACUAUGGCGUGCUGGACUUCCAGUGUCGAGAGAAGACCCCGGAGCCCCCUGCCCCCUGCGUGCCUGAGCAGACGGAAUACGCCACCAUCGUCUUCCCCAACGGGCUAGGUGUCUCGUCCCCAGGCCGCAGGGUCUCAGCCGACAGCCCCCAGGGUCCCCGGCCUCUGAGGCCUGAGGACGGACACUGCUCUUGGCCCCUCUGACUGGGGUCCUUGGCCACCAGCGUCCUGCGGACCUCCCACUGUGAGCCCAGGGUGGGCUUGUCCCUCAAGAGGGCUGUGCAGGGCACACAGCGCCCAGCACCUGUGCCAGCCCCUCUGCAGGACUCCGACUUAAAGCCACCAAGAGCCUGGGCAGUGGGGUCGCUGUCCCUUACAGUGAACCCUGAGGCGGACACCACUUGAGGCUCUGCUGGGACAGGCUGGCCCGAGCCUGGCUCUCCUAAACCGCUGCUGCUGCAGUGCAGGGCCGGGCUGGAGUCGCCAGGAGCCUGGAGGUGGGGCCUGUUCGCAAGUGCCCCAGAGUGGCCCUGGGAGGCACCCCAUAGACAGGAGGUCCAGGGACACGUUGGACACAGGGCCGAAGCCAUCCCUCAAGGGGUGCAGGGCGGGAAGUGCACGGGGCGGGAGGUUCUCCAGGGGCCACGCUCCCUGACCUGCAGGAGUUUCCAGGAAGGCGGGAGAGUCCUGGCUGCGUGGCAAGCUCCUCGUGGCAAGCUCCUCGGCAGCCCACUCGGAACCCACUCCGGCCUCCCCCUCGCCCCGGCCGCUCAGGAGGGUCCUAUGGGUGGGGGAGGGGCGAGGCUGGCUCUGGCCCCUCCAGGAGGGGUGAGGGGAGGAGGUGCAGUCACCCAGGGGUUCCCCCCUGUGUCCAAACUGGGGAGCCAGGUUCUCUUUGCUGCCUACUCAGUGCUAUUUGGAGGGGCCUUGGCUGGGUUCUUGCAGGGCGUGGUAAGGUGGUGCAGGCGUCCUGUGUCCAGCUGGGCACCCCACAGCGAGGCCACCCCUUGCCAUGUGGCAGGACAGCCAGGGUCCAGGUUGGCAGUGGGCACCUGGGUGGUGGACCCUCUUCCUUUGUUUCUAUUACAUUUUCAUUAAACGUGAGGAAAGCUCUGA
Messenger RNA from Microcebus murinus (gray mouse lemur), 1839 nucleotides. The record is from RefSeq and is a predicted model, not a curated record. NCBI's taxonomy places the organism in Eukaryota, Metazoa, Chordata, Mammalia, Primates, Cheirogaleidae.